Molecule: messenger RNA, 441 nt
Organism: Microthlaspi erraticum
Lineage: Eukaryota; Viridiplantae; Streptophyta; Magnoliopsida; Brassicales; Brassicaceae
Source: the annotation of a GenBank genome assembly
AUGACAAACAAUGAGGGAAGCCGCGCUUCACAGAGGAGAAUGGUUGAGGGUGAGUCAAGCAAUGCAAGAGAGACAAGGCUUAAGAUGCAAGCCGAUUUGAAGAGGAUGGAUCAGAGGAUGGAAGGGUCUGAUGCAGAGGAGUAUGUCUACUCUGAGGAACAAUCUGAGAGUGAGAGGCUGAGGGAAGAAAGGAGAACCAAGAAGAGGAAUGACCCUAUAAGUAGUGAGAGUGAGCAAGGGGAGUUUGAGAUUGGAGUGAACUUUGUUCAAGAGGGGGGAAAUGGCUCUCCAAAUGAGGAAGGCAGUGAGGAAACUGAGAGUGAUGAGGAGGGAGAAAAGGUGAACCAAUUGGUUGAUGAAGAUGAUCAAGAGGGGAACCAAGAUGAGCCAAUGGAAGAGGUUGAGGAAGAGCAAGAGGAGGAUGAGCUCCCCAUGUACUGA